AUUCGCAUCAGCGUAUUGUAGUGUAACGGUAGCACUCUCCUUCCUGCUGGCUUCAACGAUGGUCAUGGCAGCAACCUUAACUAGGUUUGGGUUUGGAUAUCCGCCAUGCAAACCAAAUGCUCUUAGUAGCUACUGCUACUGCAAGCCAGCAACAAGAACAGCAGCUGGUAAUGGUUUCCUAGCGAUGGGUCGCAGCAGCUGGAGAUGCAGGGUUACUACUACGAGCAGAGAGAUUAUGGCCGGACGCCGGCGAGAGAAGAAGGAAGAGGAGGAGGUGGAGGAAGAAUGGCGGAGCUACCUGGCGCCGGAGAGGCUGGAGGUGCUGACGCAAAUGGAGCCGUGGGUGGAGGAGCACGUGCUGCCGCUGCUCAAGCCGGUGGAGGCGUCGUGGCAGCCGUCCGACAUGCUGCCGGACCCGGCGGCUCUGGGCAGCGACGGCUUCCACACGGCGUGCCUCGAGCUCAGCGCGCGCGCGGCCGGCGUGCCGGACGAGCUCCUGGUAUGCCUCGUGGCCAACAUGGUGACGGAGGAGGCGCUGCCCACAUACCCGAGCGUGCUGAACCGCUUCGAGGCCGUGCGGGACGCCACGGGCGCCGACGGCACGGCCUGGGCGCGUUGGAUCCGCGGGUGGUCCGCAGAGGAGAACCGCCACGGCGACGUGCUCAACCGCUACAUGCACCUCUCGGGCCGCUUCCACAUGCGCGAGGUGGAGCGCACCGUGCAGCGCCUCAUCCGCUCCGGGAUGGUCGUGCACGCGCCGGCGAGCCCGUUCCACGGCUUCGUCUACGUCGCGUUCCAGGAGCGCGCCACGGCCAUCGCGCACGGCAACACGGCGCGUCUCGUGGGCGCGCGCGGCGCUGGCGACGAAACGCUCGCGCGCAUCUGCGGCACCGUCGCGGCAGACGAGAAGCGGCACGAGGCCGCGUACACCCGCGUCAUGGGGAAGCUCUUCGAGGCGGAUCCGGACGGUGCCGUGCGCGCGAUGGCGUACAUGAUGCGGCGCCGGAUCGACAUGCCGACCGCGCUCAUCAGCGACGGCGGCCACGCCGACUUCUACGCCCGCUUUGUUGCCAUCGCGCAGCAGGCCGGAACGUACACUGUGUCCGACUACCGUGGCAUCCUGGAGCACCUGAUAAGGCAGUGGGGCGUGGAGGACCUCGCGGCGGGGCUCUCCGGCGAGGGGAGGCGCGCACGGGACUACUUGUGCGCGUUGCCGCGGAAGAUCCAGAGGAUGGAGGAGAGGGCCCAUGAUAGGAUAGCCAAGGCCCAAAACAAGCCCACCCAUAUCCCGAUUAACUGGAUCUUUGAUAGGCCCAUCAGUGUCGUUCUACCCUAAUCCUCUAUGGAGUAGUACUAUCACUACCGGAAACGAUGUGUAUACCGAGUACCUACAUGUAUACCGAGUGCAUUAUAUCGGGCACUUGGCAAACAGCCACCUACGCCGAGUGCCCGACUAACGCACUCGGCAAAUAACUAAGCACUUGGUAAAUACCUCAACAAACACUCGGCAAACAACAGCACUCGGUAAAUACCUCAACAAACACUUGGCAAAAUAGAGAAAAAACACUCGACGAAUUCGGGCACUCGGCAAACAACGCGCCACGUGUCCCUCCGUUCGGCGGCUGACGGCGAGUCGCCCCAUUGCCGAGUGUCGUCUAACGGACACUUUUAUGUUUGCCGAGUGCCCGAUAUGAAGCACU
Molecule: messenger RNA, 1700 nt
Organism: Phragmites australis (common reed)
Lineage: Eukaryota; Viridiplantae; Streptophyta; Magnoliopsida; Poales; Poaceae
Product: acyl-[acyl-carrier-protein] desaturase 6, chloroplastic-like
Exons: 2
Coding region: 59-1336 (425 amino acids)
Biological process (GO): fatty acid metabolic process
Cellular component (GO): chloroplast stroma
Molecular function (GO): stearoyl-[ACP] desaturase activity
Source: RefSeq, a predicted model, not a curated record